ACAGCGAUCCCUGGAGGAGCGUCGAGGAUAGAAAUCCUCGAACGCUGACUGAUAAUCGGAUGCGAGAGAGUGAGAGAGAUGAGGAACAGUGGCGACGUAGAGACGACGAGAUAGACCGAGACCGCAGAGAUCACGAUGCGUUCGUACGAGCGAGGAGGCUGGACGACUACCCGCGGAGCCCCCGCUAUGGGACUGACCGGGAGAGGGGCGACUCCCGCRGCCGAUGGGAGAUAGAUCAGGUCCGACGAGACGGAUAUAGGGGAGGYAGAUACGAGAGAUCGGGCCAAGAUGGGCAUAGGGAUGACAGAUACGAGAGGUCGCGCGGACGGUUUGAGCACGGAGGAGAUGCGAGAGGGCAUCGCGACGAGUGGCGCGGAUGGUACAACCGAGGGGACCGACGCGAUGGGUCACGAGGACGAUAUGACUCAGGGGACCGCCGGGACGAUUCGCAAGGGCAGUAUGAGCAAGGAGGGUCUGGAGGAGACCGGCGCAACGACUCGCGCGGUCGGAAUGAGAGAGGGGGAUAUGGUGUCUCAUCAGAACCAUAUCCAAAGUCGCCUGACCCCAACGCGGCCAGGAAAUCGACCCCUAGAGGCGCGGACGACAGGGCAUCUACUCCGAGGAACUCAUGCGUCUACUGUAGAGGAGAAAAUCAUAUCAAGAGGGAUUGUCCGGACCUCAGACGGGCAAUAGAAGAGGGAAUUGUCGUGCUUGACGACCGCAAGUACGUCAAGUGGGCAGAUAAUCUCGGAGAUGUAUCGAUGUUCCCUUCGAUGAAGGAGAAUGUCGAAGCAAGGAGAAUAAAGACAAGUAAAGGAACGGAGCCGGCCAGGAGCCAGAGCAUCAAGAUAACCUUUGAGGGGGAUAUGGCAACCACACCGAUAAGGGUGGCRGCCACCAAGUCGUUGAAAGGGUCUGCAUCAAAGAAAACUGACACGGAUUACGUGAUGGCAGAGAGAGACGGGCAGCGAAUUGAUGGAGAGGAGGUUAUCCUUUCGCCGCGAAAGCGGGGAGUGAAGAAGUUCUUAAUGAAGAGUUCGCUGGAUGAGAUUGACACGGUCGAGCCGCUGAGGAGGGCUCUUCGGCAGCCCAUGCAAUGCUCUAUUCUGGARUACCUGGCRGCAUCGAAGCCGGCUCGCGAUGAGUUACAGAUGAUYACGCGCAAGACUCGCAUACCUCUAUCAGAGGAGGGGCAAGGGGCCCCUAAGGCGGAAACUUCUACAGUAGCAGUGACGGRGGUGACUGCCASAGCGGAUCGCAUGGCAACAGUCCUUCUAGAUGGAAUGGAAGGCGUGCCUCCAGACAAAUUUUAUAUACUUGGUAGUGGGGCAGUGGAGACAAUUAUAAACGAUGGAGCGGUACUUGAYGCUGUGAUCGAUAACGGCAGUGAGGCAGUUAUCAUAGACGAGGACCUGGCAGUACAGGUUGGACUGGGCCUCGAUAGAUCAUACCUAUUCGAGAUAGAGACUGCUGAUGGUAGAAAGCAACAGAUCACAGGGGUUUGUCACAAGAUAGCCAUUGAGGUCCAAGGGGUACGAGUGACCCUGCCUGUCUUUGCAGUCAAGAACUGCAGCUCAGACCUACUCUUGGGACGGACGUGGCUAAGCCACGUGCAUGCGGUGACGAUAGAGCGACCUGACGGGAGCCAGACAUUGUCCAUUAAGAGGUCGGACGGGACGCGAGUAAUGAUUGAGACGGUGGAGCCUCGGGACCCGAGGAACAGAGCAGCUCUCGCUGUGGGUGUGAGACCCGGUGAUCUGGUUAGGUCUUUGCCUAUCUCCAGCCGCACGGUGCGAUUUCGCGAGAAGGAGUAUGGACCACUGCUCACAGAGGAAGAAGGUCGAGUUGUCGAGAUAGAAGAUUUAGGGGGUCGGUUAAUAGUAGACGGCAACUCSUACCCGAAGGGAGAAGAUGAAGAAUUAGGCGGUGUAGUAUCCGUGUCUUUUUUAAGGGCACGGCCCCUUAUGGGGGGCCGCCUAAGCGACACAAGCGGGUAGCUCAGAAGGUUAAGCCAGCAGCAGUGGGCCGCGAGCGAUCUCCUCUAGAAGGGAUAUCGGAAGAAGAGAUCGCGAGAGAGAUCAAAGAAARAAAGAGAAAGGAGCCACAACGCCUGACGCAAGAUAGGAUAGCAGGGAUGGACAUCGGAGAUAAAAAUCUGACCCCGCA
Molecule: messenger RNA, 2166 nt
Organism: Chara braunii
Lineage: Eukaryota; Viridiplantae; Streptophyta; Charophyceae; Charales; Characeae
Source: the annotation of a GenBank genome assembly